AUGGCUCACGCGGCGAGCAAGACGCACCAAGUACGGUCAGAAGGCAUUUUCCACGGAUUGCCAUUCAUCGAUGCUGCUCGAAAGAACCUUCGGGCUAUAAUUGUUGGCGCAAGCGGUCAGUCUGGCCAACCCGUGGUUGAUGUGCUAAGCUCCAGUCCGGACCGAUGGGAGAAGGUCUAUGCCCUGUCAAGGAGGCCGCCCAAGACGGAAGCGAAGAACGUGGAACAUGUAGCUGUGGAUUUGCUCUGGGAGCCAGAACAAAUUGCUGGUGCCUUGCGGAAACACCAAGUCCAGGCUGAUUAUAUCUUCUACUUCGGCUAUGUGCAGGUUGCAAGACAAGGUGUCGACUCGGCGGUGUUUGGGGAUGCAAAUGACUUGGCCGAAAUCAACGGACGGCUCUUUGAGAGCUUUCUUCUCGCCUUAGACCAAGCGGAUGUUCACCCCAAACGAAUUGUGCUCCAGACCGGGGGCAAGAACUACGGCGUUCACCAAGGCCAUGUGAAUGUCCCCCUCACCGAGGAUUCUCCCAGGGUGGAAUUAGAGCCCAACUUCUAUUACACCCAAGAAGAUUUACUGGUGAAAUAUGCCAAAACCCACCCUGGGGUCAGCUACAACGUGACCAUGCCGCAAUGGAUUUUGGCGGCAGUCGCCGGUACAGACAUGACCAUCUUCUAUCCGUUGGCAGUCUAUGCUUCCAUUCAGCGAAAGCUAAAGCAGCCCCUGCAAUAUCCCGGUGAUUUGGUAUCUUGGGACAACAAUCAUCCUAUAUCGACAGGUGUCAUUCUUGGUACCUUUUACGAAUGGCUGGUAUUGACCGACGACACCGCGGGGGAGUCUUUCAAUAUCACCGACGGAUCGGAGUUCACCUUUUCCAAACUAUGGCCGAUUCUGGCGUCGUGGUUUGGUUUAGAGUGGCUUCCCCCUCAAGAAAACGGCAGCUACCACGAGGUAGAGCUGCCAUAUGUUCCGAGAGGAUAUGGCCCGAAAGGCAAGCUCCGGUCAACCUUUAGCUUCAUCGAUUGGGCAAAGGAGCCAGCAACUCGACAAGCCUGGGCUGAGCUGAAGCAAGAGCACGAACUCAACACCGAGCCUUUGCAGGAUCCCGAGAAGACAUUUGCUUUUCUACAGUUUGCGCUCGAGCUGACAUGGUCCUGGUCGACGAGCUUGAAUAAAGCCCGCAAGUUUGGCUGGCAUGGCCAUGUAGAUUCUAUCGAAUCUAUACACGCCGUGUUCAAAAAGUUCACGGAAUUGAAAAUGCUUCCGCCGUUCUGA
Molecule: messenger RNA, 1272 nt
Organism: Exophiala xenobiotica
Lineage: Eukaryota; Fungi; Ascomycota; Eurotiomycetes; Chaetothyriales; Herpotrichiellaceae
Exons: 5
Coding region: 1-1272 (423 amino acids)
Source: RefSeq, a predicted model, not a curated record